AUGGAAUCUUCUAAUCAAUCACGGAAUACCCGCAUCGUGGACUUGGGGCGCAUGUCGCGCGAAGAAGUUAUUGAAAUAGCAAAGAAACAGGCACGAAGUAUUCGUGAGAAGAGCACACGUAUCAACACUCUCGAGGGACUGGUUGAGCAGCUCACUGGUCGACCAGCUUCGGAAGUUGGAGCAGCAGUUUUAAACUCAAGCUUGACUUCAGUAGGAUCACUGCCACCGGUGCCAUCCGAGCAUCGUAGUGAAUUGGCGCCGCAACAGAAUAUGGAGGAGGAGCGCAUGGCAUACGCCAAGGAAAUAAGCCGCAACGAGGAAAUCAUCAGGGCCCUUCAAGCAGAGUUGGAUGGAAAGACAGAAGAACUUACGGCCUUACAAGAAAAAGUAAAUGCCUGGAAGGAGAAGGUAAAAAUUGCAUCAUGCCGCGACCAGGAGAUGAUUGCUGAGCUGCAAUCGCGAUUAGAGCAGCAAGCCAAUGCUGGCACCACCUCUUCUUUUUCUGUGGCAACGCCGGCAACGAUUCCACCUGAUGUAUUGGAGAGAGCUGUGCGGGAGAAGCUCUCGUUAUGGCAGGAACGCGUCAAAACAAAAAUGCGGGAAGACAUGGAUCGCAUCCGCCAGCUUGAAGAGAAACUGGAAUCAACUCAGAAAGCACAAAAAUUGGCAGCGGAUGAAGAAUUAACGGAUAGAGGACAAAAUGUAGAAAUGCCACCAUCUCUCGUACAGUGUCCCCCAAAACCAGAUAGCGUUCCCAGAUCCGAAGAAUUAACUGAAGACGUGAUAGAACAAGCAGUUCAGCAAAGAGUUGAACGAUGGAAAGAACUUGUGAAAGAAACGAUUCAUAAAGACAAGAAAUUAAUUCAAGAACUGCAAGAGGAACUUCAAGCACUACGUUCCGCCUCGACAGAGAGUCAUAUAUCUUUUGAAGCACCUACAGAGGUAGUAAAUAGCAUUGGCCGGGCCGCUGUAACAGAAGUGAAACAGCUUCAAAAAAACAUGGCUUUUCAGGAAGCAAAGUACCAAAAACAAAUGGCCACACUGACGCGGGAGGUGCAGCGGCUGGAGCGGGAGCUGGAGGUGGCUCGGCAGGAGCAGGAGCGAGCCGUUGGUGCCACGGAGGCCAUGCAGCGCGACGCCGCACGGGAGAGAGACGAGGCCGUGGCCACACUGACGCGGGAGGUGCAGCGGCUGGAGCGGGAGCUGGAGGUGGCUCGGCAGGAGCAGGAGCGAGCCGUUGGUGCCACGGAGGCCAUGCAGCGCGACGCCGCACGGGAGAGAGACGAGGCCGUGGCCACACUGACGCGGGAGGUGCAGCGGCUGGAGCGGGAGCUGGAGGAGGCUCGGCAGGAGCAGGAGCGAGCCGUUGGUGCCACGGAGGCCAUGCAGCGCGACGCCGCACGGGAGAGAGACGAGGCCGUGGCCACACUGACGCGGGAGGUGCAGCGGCUGGAGCGGGAGCUGGAGGUGGCUCGGCAGGAGCAGGAGCGAGCCGUUGGUGCCACGGAGGCCAUGCAGCGCGACGCCGCACGGGAGAGAGACGAGGCCGUGGCCACACUGACGCGGGAGGUGCAGCGGCUGGAGCGGGAGCUGGAGGAGGCUCGGCAGGAGCAGGAGCGAGCCGUUGGUGCCACGGAGGCCAUGCAGCGCGACGCCGCACGGGAGAGAGACGAGGCCGUGGCCACACUGACGCGGGAGGUGCAGCGGCUGGAGCGGGAGCUGGAGGAGGCUCGGCAGGAGCAGGAGCGAGCCGUUGGUGCCACGGAGGCCAUGCAGCGCGACGCCGCACGGGAGAGAGACGAGGCCGUGGCCACACUGACGCGGGAGGUGCAGCGGCUGGAGCGGGAGCUGGAGGAGGCUCGGCAGGAGCAGGAGCGAGCCGUUGGUGCCACGGAGGCCAUGCAGCGCGACGCCGCACGGGAGAGAGACGAGGCCGUGGCCACACUGACGCGGGAGGUGCAGCGGCUGGAGCGGGAGCUGGAGGAGGCUCGGCGUGAAAGGGUGGUUGUGAUUGGUGACAAGAAUUGCCUUGCGUGUGUGUCAAAAGAUGCCCGUAUGGGUGAGUGGAAGAAAAGUGUUAAGUUAAUUAUUGAAAGGAGUGACGAGGAAAAAAAAAUGUUAGCGUUGGAACUGGCUUCUUCGAAGGAAGGGGCGCAUCGGGCGCAGUUGGAGUUUACCGAACGUGUUGAAUUUUUGCGCUGCUCUAUGUCUUCAUUGCAGGCUGAAUUGUUGCGCCUCGUGGAGGAAAGGAAGGUAAUGACCGAGUCCCUUUCUCGAUUGGAGGAGUUCAAGGCGAUGGUUGUGCGAAAAAUAAUGGUGAAAUAA
Molecule: messenger RNA, 2325 nt
Organism: Trypanosoma cruzi
Lineage: Eukaryota; Euglenozoa; Kinetoplastea; Trypanosomatida; Trypanosomatidae
Exons: 1
Coding region: 1-2325 (774 amino acids)
Source: RefSeq, a predicted model, not a curated record